AUGACGACAGCUCAUAGGCCAACAUGGGCCCCUGCAAAGGGUGGAGAGGAGCAGGGUGGCCAAAGGAUAUAUGCACCAAGUCGGAUGGCUUCCGCAAAGGAUCAAGCUUCCCACACCAAACUCAAGUUCAGCGACAUGCAGUUGUUGGAGAACGGCUUGCAAGAGGCCGGGAAGGGAAAGAUGCUUGUUCCAAAAGCCAUAGAUGCUGACGAUGAGGACAAUCCUAGCCCGUCUGAUGACGACUCUGACGGCGAUGAGGACGACGAGGCAGAGCUGCUAGCCGAGCUGGAGCGCAUAAAAAAAGAGCGAGAAGAAGCGGCCGCAAAACGAGCGGAUGAGGAAGCCUCUGCGGCUGCGUCAAGCUUGCAGGAGGAGCUCAUACGGGGGAACCCUCUUAUCAUCGGCAAGUUUGACAAGUCAGCAGACUUUCAGGUGCGGAAGCGCUGGGAUGACGAUGUCGUCUUCCGCAACCAAGAGAGGGGCGAGGUUAAGGCUCAGAAGCGGUACAUUAACGACACAAUCCGCAACGAUUUCCACAGGCGUUUCCUGAACCGAUAUAUCAAGUAG
Messenger RNA from Coccomyxa subellipsoidea C-169, 567 nucleotides. RefSeq names its product Cwf15/Cwc15 cell cycle control protein. The record is from RefSeq and is a predicted model, not a curated record. The coding region runs from base 1 to 567 and encodes 188 amino acids. Gene Ontology annotation, cellular component: catalytic step 2 spliceosome. Gene Ontology annotation, biological process: mRNA cis splicing, via spliceosome. Gene Ontology annotation, molecular function: RNA binding. The transcript has 4 exons. NCBI's taxonomy places the organism in Eukaryota, Viridiplantae, Chlorophyta, Trebouxiophyceae, Coccomyxaceae.